AUGGUUAUGAGCAUUGGUUGGAACCCGUAUUUCAAUAACACCGAGAAGACAAUUGAACCAUGGUUGCUUCAUAAGUUUGAUAAAGAUUUCUAUGGUGAAGAAUUACAUCUUCUUGUUGUUGGCUAUAUCCGGCCCGAGACAAACUUCCCAUCGCUUGAAAGCUUAAUUGCUAAGAUACAUGAAGAUGGUAAAAGAGCCGAGAAUGCGCUUGAACUUCCUUUAUAUGCCAAGUACAAAGACGAAAUGUAUUUCAAAAGCAUUGCACGGGGGCAAAAUAGUCAUUUGUGACCUCAAUUUUUAUGGUGUUUGAAAAUUAGUUGAGCAUAAACUCAUGAUAUUAAUAUACAAACAUGUACUGAUAUUGGAUUAUCAAUUUCGAAAAAUAAAUUUAAUUUGGACUUUUACAAUGAGAUGGUGGCAUGUAUAG
Lactuca virosa is the source of this 427-nucleotide messenger RNA. The record is from the annotation of a GenBank genome assembly. Lineage: Eukaryota; Viridiplantae; Streptophyta; Magnoliopsida; Asterales; Asteraceae.